Molecule: messenger RNA, 2307 nt
Organism: Clupea harengus (Atlantic herring)
Lineage: Eukaryota; Metazoa; Chordata; Actinopteri; Clupeiformes; Clupeidae
Gene: mgat4b
Product: alpha-1,3-mannosyl-glycoprotein 4-beta-N-acetylglucosaminyltransferase B
Biological process (GO): protein N-linked glycosylation
Cellular component (GO): endoplasmic reticulum; endoplasmic reticulum-Golgi intermediate compartment; Golgi stack
Molecular function (GO): acetylglucosaminyltransferase activity
Source: RefSeq, a predicted model, not a curated record
CUGCCCCCUCCACUUACCUCCUCCUCACAGCCUCUGCGCGAAUGAGAGCCGCUAUCUCCGCGCAAUAACAAACACAGCGCUCCUGCUUUCCUGCGCCUGGCGUGAAGUACUCGCUCCUGGUCGCACCGUAAACGACCGCUGCGUAACAGCCACCAGCCCCGCGUUCGGCUCGGACAUGAUCCCGGUGAUCCGGAGAUGAGGCUCAGAAAUGGCACCUUCCUAACGGUCUUAUUGUUUGGACUAUGCGGACUUAUAUCGCUGUCCUGGUACACCGCAUUCAGCAAUUCCAAAGGUGAUGUGGUGGACGUGUACCAGCGGGAGUUCCUGGCCCUGAGGGACCGCCUUCACUCUGCGGAGCAGGAGAACCUGAAGCGCUCCAAAGAGCUCAACCUGGUGCUGGACGAGAUCAAGCGGGCCAUCGCCGAGAAGCAGGCGCUCCGAGACAUCAACCGCACCUGGAGUAGCCUGUCAGAUGAGACAAAACUUAAGCUGUGGAAUGUGAGCAGCAGUAAGAAUGUCCUGCAGCUGCCCAGCAUCUUCCACCACCUGCCUCACCUGCUGGCCAAGGAGAGCAGCCUACAGCCUGCUGUGCACAUUGGCCAGGGACGCACCGGAGUGUCGAUCGUGAUGGGCGUGCCCAGCGUGAAGAGGGAGGUGCACUCGUACCUGACGGACACCCUCAGCUCGCUCAUGACCGAGCUCAGCCCCGCCGAGAAAGAGGACUGCGUCAUCGUGGUCUUCAUUGCCGAGACGGACCAGCAGUACGCCAAUAGUGUGGCUGACAACUUGAAGCGCCUGUUUCCAGUAGAGAUUCAGUCCGGUCUUCUGGAGGUCAUAUCCCCCUCCAUUCACUUCUACCCAGACUUCUCCAACCUCAAAGAGUCUUUCGGAGACCCCAAAGAGAGGGUCAGGUGGCGGACGAAGCAGAACCUGGACUACUGUUUCCUGAUGAUGUAUGCCCAGUCUAAAGGAACUUACUAUGUGCAGCUGGAGGAUGACAUAGUGGCGCGUCCAAACUACUUCACCACCAUGAAGAACUUCGCCCUGCAGCAGCCAUCAGAAGAGUGGAUGAUUCUCGAGUUCUCACAGCUGGGCUUCAUAGGUAAGAUGUUCAAGUCCAUCGACCUGUCGCUCAUCGUGGAGUUCAUGCUGAUGUUCUACAAGGACAAGCCCAUCGACUGGCUGCUGGAUCACAUCAUGUGGGUGAAGGUGUGCAACCCAGAGAAGGAUGCGAAACACUGUGACCGACAGAAGGCCAACCUUAGGAUCCGCUUCAAGCCCUCCCUCUUCCAGCACGUGGGCACCCACUCCUCUCUGGCCGGAAAGAUCCAGAAGCUGAAGGAUAAGGACUUUGGGAAGCAGACGCUUCACAAGGGUCACGCCAAUCCCCUUGCGGAGGUCACCACUAGCCUGAAGACCUAUCAGCACUUCACGCUGGAGAAGGCCUACCUGGGAGAGGACUUCUUCUGGGCCUUCACUCCCGUGGCCGGGGACUUCAUCCGUAUUCGCUUCUUCACCCCUGUCCGCAUCGAGAGAUACUUCCUCCGCAGUGGGAACAUUGAGCACCCAGGGGACAAGCUCUACAACACCACGGUGGAGGUGCUGCCUUUCGACAAUAUUCAAUCAGAGAAGGAAGCCUUGAAGGAAGGCAGGGAAAAAACACCGAAGUACCAUCGCACUGAGGACGGCUUCAUCCGGAUAGGAAAGUUCCAGAAUGGGAUUGCAGAGGGAGAAGUGGAUCCUUCCUUUGGUCCUCUGGAGGCCUUAAGGCUCUCAAUACUGACAGACUCGCCCGUCUGGGUCAUCCUUAGUGAGAUAUUCAUCAAGAAAGCAGAAUGAGCAAACUCACAGCAAUACCUCACAAAUCCAUUCAGCCUUUGGGCAAAAGGAGGAGAGGCCUUUUCCAGCUGCUCUUCCCAGGCUUUGGCCCAGUGGUGAUUUAACAUGGUUGAAUGCCGCCACCUGCUGGCGUUAAGCUGGUACAGCAGGUUCGAGUCAGAGACGCGACGGUCAGCCAUCCCACAAGAGUGCAAGGGAGAAUUUGCCUGGACAAAUGACAGCGACCGUGACUACGGGGGGGGGGGGACAGAUGACGCUGUAUUUUAUAAACUGUAUUUAUGUGUGUAUAUACGCUCAUGUUUCUGUAAUUGUAAUUACACUGGUUAAUGUCAAUGGGCUUGCUGGAUUGUCUCGCCCCUUUGACGAAUUUAUGACAUUUAAAAGUGCUGCUUUCAGAAUGGAAGACUUUGCUUUUGAUUUUUCCAACCUAAGUAAUCUUUAAUUUGCUAAAUUAAAAAUUGCCUUGUA